ACGGUCGUUUCUUUACCUCUUGACUUUGUCAUAAAUUCCUCUCGUACGUUACUUUGAGAAUUAAGAUAUCAAUCAAAGAUUCAAGAGUUUGAGAUAUGAACCAAAUGUCAUCUCGAAUUGGUAUUGGAAUUGUUUGUGGUGGUAAUAGUGGCACCAACUAUAUGGUACCAUUAUCAUUAUCAUUACCAUCAUCUUCAUUUUCUUCUCUUGCUUCCUUGCCUUUCAACAGCUUCAUCAAAGGGAAUGGACUUGUUUUGCAUAAUUGGACACCUAGUAAUCAUAACAAUGGCUAUGAACGAAGGAAAGGACAUGGGAUUGUGGCAUCAAGCGACGUUGCUUCACCAUCCACCUGGGAUGAUUGGAAACCUCCCAAAGCCUCUUCCACUCCUUCCCUCAGCGAUAUUCUCUGGCCCUCUGUAGGGGCAUUUGCAGCAAUGGCACUAUUGGGAAAGUUGGAUCAAUUAUUGGCACCAAAAGGACUCUCAAUUUCAAUUGCACCGUUAGGGGCUGUUUGUGCUCUCCUCUUUACCACACCAUCUGCCCCUGCUGCUCGGAAUUAUAGUAUGUUCAUGGCCCAAAUAGGUUGUGCAGCCAUUGGUGUUUUGGCAUUCACAAUAUUUGGACCUGGAUGGCUGGCCAAGUGUGCUAGUGUAUCAGCCUGUGUUGCUUAUAUGAUUUACACAAGCAGCAUUCAUCCCCCAGCCGCAGCUUUGCCAUUGCUUUUCAUUGAUGGUGUUAAGUUGCAUCACUUGAAUUUCUGGUUUGCUUUGUUUCCUGGUGCUGCAGGAUGCAUUCUGCUCAGUUUGAUGAAAGAGGUGGUUGUUUACUUGAAGAACAAUUUCAAAUUUUGAUACUUGCUCUGCACAACCGAAAUGGAUUGAUACAACUCCCCUAAGGUGGCCAGAGACUAUCCUUUCCAUCUCUUGUAAAUUAAUUUACUGAAGGGCCCAGAAGAAGAAGAUUCUUUGAUCAGAAUUCAGAACUGUAAGUAGUGAGCAUCCCCCAACCUUAAAAUAAAAGACUGUCCUAGAUUUUGUAAAGAGUAUCUAUCGUAUCAACCAUUUCAACCUAAAAAUUUAAAUUAUUAGGUAAAGGUCAAUUAAUGGUUUUAAUAUUUUAUAUUAUAUUUUUCUAAUACUCUCCUUCAUAUAAGAGCUUAAUGAGCUUGAAAGGUGAACAAUAUAUCAUGUCUUACCUACUUGUAUUAAGAAAGUCCACUAUAUGUUAAUUCUAUUUAUUAAUAAAAUGGGAGCCGGUGAUG
This is a messenger RNA of Gastrolobium bilobum, 1261 nucleotides long. RefSeq lists its product as uncharacterized. The transcript has 5 exons. Bases 96 to 851 code for a protein of 251 amino acids. The record is from RefSeq and is a predicted model, not a curated record. NCBI's taxonomy places the organism in Eukaryota, Viridiplantae, Streptophyta, Magnoliopsida, Fabales, Fabaceae.